This is a messenger RNA of Bipolaris victoriae FI3, 1503 nucleotides long. RefSeq lists its product as hypothetical. The transcript has 2 exons. Bases 1 to 1503 code for a protein of 500 amino acids. Lineage: Eukaryota; Fungi; Ascomycota; Dothideomycetes; Pleosporales; Pleosporaceae. The record is from RefSeq and is a predicted model, not a curated record.
AUGCCGCUCGAAUCGAACCAUAUUCUUCAUACCUGGAUGAAGUAUUACGCCCAAAAUCAGAGUACAGAAAACAUGCCAACCGAACCAGACAAGCACGAUCUGCUUGGAUUCACAAAUAUCGAAGCGGAGCACCCCAGAUGGUACAUCCGGAAGCUGUGGCUUGUUGCGGAGAAUGAUCGAGUAGAAUAUCCCAAGUUCUUAGACUCGGAAGUUCUUAAACUUGAGGAAGAAGCGAAAAAAGUGAUCAAGAAGUAUGUGAAGAACGAGCAUGAGCGUUAUGAGGAAUCAGGUGGCGCCGCUUUUCUCAAGAAGGAAGCCGUAUAUAUACUCAAAGAGUUACGUCUUGGCCAACGUAUAUGGGGUGAAGAUUCCGGAGCUGAGAUACGGCUAAAGAGCAAUCUACCAGGGGAACGCCCACGGUGGGGUGUUCACACAGACUCCGGAUAUAAGAGCAAUGAUGAAGACAGUAUUGAGCUGUGGCUUCGAUAUUGGAUUGCUGCUCGUAUACAAAACAAGAUCAAUGCACCUUGUAACGAGAAGAAACCUAUUCCUUUAGUGACAGUGGAACGCAUUGCACAGGUAUCACCAGAACCUGUGUCACCAUCACGUCCGCACCUGCCUGAGCUCGCUCAGCGAAGGGUCUCUUCCGCUGCGUCUGAUCUCGUGCCGUUGUUAAAACGUCACAGAAAUCAUUCUUCGACGACAGUUGGGGGAAACUCUACAGCAGACAGCAGCCGAUCUAGGAGUAGAGCACGCUCAGGCGACUCGAGCGAUUCGGACAAAUCAUUCUCUUUCACAAGCUUCGAAUCAGAUGUAGACUUUCCUCUGGUAGUAAACCGAUCCAAGCGCCGAAGGACAGGAAUCCGACAGUGUCGAUCGCACAUUCGAUCUCCUCAACAGAGUCCAGAAGUCACCUCUACAGCGGGUGUCAAUCUGCCCAAUGACACCUCCACCGAUGUCAUAACAUCAGACAUGGCUAACAAAAACACUGACGUUAAUGAAGACAACCUGUCUAAGACCGAUCAAAUGAAGCGAAAACUACGAUGCGACCUAGCCCGUUUCCUGACUAGCGAGCCAGAUUACACUGGUAUCCUAGAUGAGGUUAUACCGCCUACAAAGCAGCUUUACGCGAUAAGCCCCCAUCGCAAACCAUACAGUGACUUGGACAUUCAGUUCAGAAAUUUCAACCGAGCAUUGAUCCAUUGGGAGGAUCUUAUCAAAAGGCUCAGGGCUUCCCCUGGUGCCGCACAGUCGCCUUUUGAAGACCCCCUCCAAAAGUUAGCGGCCCAAGCGAACUUUGAAGAUCGUGUCGCUAUGUUUCACAAUCUUGGGCCAAGAUCGCACGUUGAGUUUCCUCUUGAAAGUUGGACCAUUUCCCUUGCCCUGUUUUUCGAAGGCCUGCUGGGCGAUGCUUACAUGCCUUUUCCAUUCGAAGUUCUAGUGAACAACUUGAGAACUGUCAAUCAAUCCUUGUAUGAUACCAUCCACUGUAGUUCGUAUUAA